CAAUCAUGUUUUCCAGUUUAAAAUUAUCUGCAGGUAAACUCGUUCGACCUUUAACAAAUGGCAGUAAAUACAGCACUAAAGCCUCUGAAAUCAGAAUUUAUGAGGUGGGUGUCAGAGAUGGUCUACAAAAUGAAGCUAAGUUUGUUCCUACAGAAAUAAAGGUCGAGUUGAUCAGCAAAUUAGCGGCCGCUGGAAUUAAAGACAUUGAAUCUGCAAGUUUUGUUAGUCCCAAAUGGGUGAAGCAAAUGAGUGAUGGAGUGGAAGUUAUGAAGACCAUUAAAAGGGAACCCGGAGUUAACUAUCCUGUACUAAUACCUAACCUUAAGGGCUAUGAAUUGGCUAAAAAAUGCAACAUCGAGGAAAUAGCCAUAUUCCCCGCUGGUUCGGAAUCAUUUUCUCAAAAGAACCUGAACUGCUCAAUGGAGGAGGGUCUGGCGAGGUUCCGAAUGGUCGCCGAGCAGGCGGUGAAGGACGGAAUCAGGGUGCGCAGCUAUGUGUCCUGUGUAGUCGGGUGCCCGUACGAUGGACCUAUAUCUCCUAAAUCUAUUGCAAAGUUGUCAGAAGAGCUGCUGGCCAUGGGUUGUUACGAGAUAUCCCUGGGGGACACCAUCGGCGUGGGGACGCCGGGCUCCGUGCGCCGGCUCUUGAAGGAGGUGCUGACCGUGGCGCCCCCUGAAAAGGUCGCCGUGCACUUUCACGAUACCUACGGACAGGGGCUCGCGAAUCUUGUGGCCGCUUUGGAGUUCGGGUGCACGACUGUGGACUCCUCGAUCUCGGGCCUAGGUGGUUGCCCUUAUGCACGAGGCGCCAGCGGCAACCUGGCUACCGAGGAUCUGGUCUACCACCUCUAUGGUCUCGGCGUCAACACCCAGGUAGACCUCGUGAAGCUGGUCGAGGCGGGCCGGUACAUAUCCAACUUCCUAGGAAAACCCACCGACUCCAAAGUGAACAGAGCUCUGGGUGACAGAUUCAAAAACCACCAAGAUAUUGUCAAAAUUGCGGCUUGUGAACUUUAGCACUACCUAUAUUACUUAAGGAUGUCAACAAUAUGUUAAUCAGAAUGUAAAUAUGUACAUGAUACGCAUAGGUAAAUAAUGAUAUUAAAGUUUUAUAUGCUUAUC
Messenger RNA from Cydia amplana, 1121 nucleotides. RefSeq names its product hydroxymethylglutaryl-CoA lyase, mitochondrial (gene Hmgc). Gene Ontology annotation, molecular function: hydroxymethylglutaryl-CoA lyase activity. Gene Ontology annotation, biological process: ketone body biosynthetic process; L-leucine catabolic process. The transcript has 6 exons. The record is from RefSeq and is a predicted model, not a curated record. Bases 6 to 1016 code for a protein of 336 amino acids. NCBI's taxonomy places the organism in Eukaryota, Metazoa, Arthropoda, Insecta, Lepidoptera, Tortricidae.